This is a messenger RNA of Argiope bruennichi, 478 nucleotides long. RefSeq names its product U6 snRNA-associated Sm-like protein LSm6. Bases 150 to 389 code for a protein of 79 amino acids. Gene Ontology annotation, molecular function: RNA binding. NCBI's taxonomy places the organism in Eukaryota, Metazoa, Arthropoda, Arachnida, Araneae, Araneidae. Gene Ontology annotation, biological process: maturation of SSU-rRNA; mRNA splicing, via spliceosome. Gene Ontology annotation, cellular component: U6 snRNP; P-body; sno(s)RNA-containing ribonucleoprotein complex. The record is from RefSeq and is a predicted model, not a curated record. The transcript is spliced from 4 exons.
CGACAACCGUAACUGUUUUUCGUUUUGGCAAUUUAAAACUGAUGAUAUAUUUAUUUUGAAAUUAAGUUUAAUGUAAGCUUUGAUCAGAUUUAUAAGUUAACAAUUGAAAUACGCUAUCGUCUUAGUUAGAUUCUUAAGAAAUCUGAAACAUGAGUCGUCGACAAACUCCUAUUGAUUUUUUGAAACAAAUCAUUGGGCGUCCGGUUGUUGUGAAGUUGAAUUCAGGAGUCGAUUAUCGAGGUGUAUUAGCUUGUCUAGAUGGAUACAUGAAUAUUGCCUUGGAGCAAACAGAAGAGUAUGUCAAUGGACAACUGAAGAAUAAAUAUGGUGAUGCCUUUAUCAGAGGAAAUAAUGUUCUGUAUAUCAGUACACAGAAAAGGAGGGUGUAAUACGAGGAAAGAAUGUCUUGUAAAAACAUUUCUCAUUUUGUAAAAAGCACUUCUCAUGAAAAUAAAUCACUUUUUCUAUCUUGAAAAAA